Molecule: messenger RNA, 2704 nt
Organism: Triticum aestivum (bread wheat)
Lineage: Eukaryota; Viridiplantae; Streptophyta; Magnoliopsida; Poales; Poaceae
Exons: 1
Coding region: 460-834 (124 amino acids)
Source: RefSeq, a predicted model, not a curated record
CCUUCCCUCUCCGCUUCGCCUCAGUCUCCCACCAUCUCCCCUCUCCCUCCCUCAGAUCCGCCACCGUCCACCUCCACACGGACUCCAUGCGCACCCCGUCCUCGCCAGCCUCUGCGCGCACCCCGUCCUCGCCCGCCUCCGUGCGGCCUCCACCUCCACCUCCAGCCCCACCGCACACCACUCCUCUCUCUCUCCCUGCGCGACAAACCCUAACGCUCAGAUCCAGAUCCCUCCCAUCGCCGCCACCCACCUCCCCCGUCUUCCUCACCUCGCCGCCGGCUACGACCUCGGCUCUCCCCUCCCCUCCCCUCCCUCAUCAGAAGAGAUCCGAUCUCCCGUCGAUGUCCUCCUUCCUCCUGCUCCGGGCAACCAGCGCGCCGCCGCCAGCCCCUUCUCCAGUGGAACCGCAUCUCCCUGAGCGUCGCCGCCGCUGUUGAGCACCCGCCGCCGCAGGGGUCCAUGCUGCGUCCCGAGCCAAUCGCGCUCUACGGUGGAGAGGCGAUGGAUUCAGCAGGCGCCUCGAAGCCCGAGGAGGAGGUGACCGCUUACCAGAGCAGCGAGGCCAAGCAGGCGAGGCUGCAGUCCAUGCUCGCGGCGCUCCUCGACGACCCCAUUCUGGUCGACGUCUCGAGGAAGCCCUCGCUGGCAGACGUGGACACGCUCAUCAACCUCGAGCUCGGCAGCGCCAUGAGGGUGACCGUCGUCAAGCUGGACAACACCUCAUUCAGUAUAAUAUGGCCCUCUUCGAACCCCGCCCACAUUUUUGUCCAAAUCCCUUACCGUGCGUUAAUCCCACAUCCCAAUUCGUGUUCUUGUUGUCGUUGUGGUGAGUGAUACAGAUGUCGUGGUGUUGAACACUGCUACGCUCAAGGAUUUGAAGCUGGCUAUCAGGAAGUGAUAGUCAGAUUUAUUUGUCUGAAACUGUGGAAGGAUGAAUUCUGACAUCCAUGUCAUCUAAUUCAUUCAUGCUGACAUGUGUUGAUCUAAUUAGUUGACAUCCUUCGAAAUGCUGCCGAUUUGUCUUUGCUAUUUAAUAUAUCCUAUGAUGGGCACUAAGGCACUGUUGAUCCACCAAAAUUUUCUUAGUUUAGAUGGGUGUGAUUAUCUAAAUAAGCUGAGGGUAACAAGAUGUAUGGUAUUAACCUGAAUUCUUAGUAGGCUCGAGAUGUUGAGAAUCCUUGCUGAAGUCGUGUUUUAGUUUGACUUUGCACUGUGUAUUGAAUAGCUAAAUCUGUGUACAUAAGGUUAUUCAAGCCUGCUUGAAUUAGAUUCCAAGCUAGAGCUUAUUCUAAUUUUUAGUUUCAUUUUGCACUGAACUUGACCUAUUUGGUAUUAACUAGCUGAAUGUGUGUACACAAGGUUAGUCAAACCCAUUCAAAUGAAGGUCCCUAUCUUAACUAAUCUAUUUCAGUUAAGCUAAGGAGAAUAUAAUGUUCGAAUAUUGUCCUCUUAAAGAUGUAUGAGCUCAACAUAGAAAGAAUUUUCUCUCUAAGAUGAUACACUGGUAUCUAUAUUCUAAACUAGGGUCCCAUUUCUGUGACUCCAUGAAGCUUCGGUCAUGUGGUUUUAAGUUUAUCUAGGACACUACAUUGUUUGCCUGUCUGAUAUAACGAGAGCACUCACUACAAAGAGUUCUUGGCAUCAGUAUUUGUUAACGCUAAAUUGUCAGAAAGUAUUAUACCUAUUCAUCCAAGAAAGGCUACUGUGUAGUAUGAGGAUUGUAGUGUUGUUAAAACAAAUUGUAGAUUUGGGAAGGCUCAACUAAUUUAUUGUUGUGCAGACUGAACAUUACUAGAUGCUGGGAAAAAUAAACUGUAGAAAAUUACGAGCCGACAUACGUGUUCUAUAAUUAAAAAGCUUCAGCUGCUUAAGUGUAAAACUAGUUAGAGAUCCUACCUUAUUGAAUGUUAGCUAUGCUUAAUAAUAUGGCCUUCUAAGUUCUAUCACAAUGUUACCUCUUCAGCUGUAUAAUAGCUGUCAGGCUUGUAUUGUAUUCCCCAAAAGUGCCAACUUGUAAACCCUACCUGAUGGACGUCAUAUACCGCUGGUCAAAGGUUGAGACAUCGAUUCUUAUCAUGCAUAAUCUCGACAUCUGAUGCAAUCAUACUCUGCAUCUGUAUUGCUGCUGCAGUUUUUGUAGUUAUAUUCUGUGUAGACUCCUGAAACAUUUUCCUCACAGGGCGCCACCUUCGGAGAGGUGACAGAAAUGACUGACAUUUUUGAAGGAAGCAUCAUACGGCUAGUUAGGAGGCUGGAUGAAUUUCUGAAUCAGGUAAACCACCUGUUGGUUCCGGGCACUAGUACUAAAAUCACUUGGAUAGAGAGUGUCUGUCUUUGAUUAUCCCAUUUGACUUAAAGUGCAUGCGAAUAAAUAAAAACUGCCUUCAAUUGAUCCAUUAGAUCAAUGUGCAUGUGAAUACAAGUGUGACAUGUCCUUCUAGCAAAAUGUCCAUAAACUGUCAACAUUUACUCUCAAUUGUGACAUGACUGAAUAUGAUGAACAAGUUGGGCUGUAGCUAGAUAUGUAAGAAAUGUUAUCUAUUUCUGUUUAUCUCCAUCUAUAGAAGUUGUGAUUGGCAUUGACUUUCUUCUUUGCCCUUUUCUGCAUGCCCAACACUUCACUUUUCUAUUACAAGUUCUGUAAAUAGUCAAGAAAAUAAGCUUGCCUUGUUUUCCUUUGUCGAACCAACUGACUUGAUUUGUU